AUGGAGUCCCGGAAGCGGAAGCGGGCGGCGGACGGCUUGGAAGAUGGCAGCCCGACGAGAUCACGGUGCGGCGAGGACGACGGCCGGGAGGUGACGGACGGCGAGGUGGAGGAAUUCUUCGCGAUCAUCCGCCGGAUGAACGAUCUGUCUCGGUGCUUGGCCUUCGCUGGCGUUGGUGGCGAGACUGGGUGCCUUAGGCCAGCGGCGGAUGGACGGAGGGUCGCGAGGCAGUGGAGCCCAACGUUCGUGUGGGAGGACUUCGCGGGGACCGCCGCCGGAAAGGACGACUGCUGGAAGGGCCGUUCGACUGCGGUGGCGGCCGAGGGGGAGGAGAGAGUGGCGGAUAACGGGACCCCGCGUUUCUUCGAUCUCAACGCCGAGCCGGAGCCGGAGCCGGAAGGCCUCGUGGUCGCGUGCCCACGCGGUGAGUCUACCGCCUCACGCCGCGCCCCUGCGCCUGCCUAA
This is a messenger RNA of Phoenix dactylifera (date palm), 465 nucleotides long. NCBI's taxonomy places the organism in Eukaryota, Viridiplantae, Streptophyta, Magnoliopsida, Arecales, Arecaceae. The record is from RefSeq and is a predicted model, not a curated record.